This is a messenger RNA of Lycium ferocissimum, 2411 nucleotides long. Its product is annotated as DELLA protein GAI-like. Gene Ontology annotation, molecular function: sequence-specific DNA binding; DNA-binding transcription factor activity. The transcript has a single exon. Gene Ontology annotation, biological process: regulation of reactive oxygen species metabolic process; hyperosmotic salinity response; regulation of DNA-templated transcription. The record is from RefSeq and is a predicted model, not a curated record. Gene Ontology annotation, cellular component: nucleus. Bases 390 to 2081 code for a protein of 563 amino acids. Lineage: Eukaryota; Viridiplantae; Streptophyta; Magnoliopsida; Solanales; Solanaceae.
AAAAAAAAGUCAUAUUAUUGCUGGCCUCUUUUCUCUUCCUUAUCUUCUCCAGUUCCCCUCUGUACCUCUCUCGAAGCUUGCGCCUCUCUUCACGAGCACUUCUUUCUUCACUCUCUCAUCACAAACCCCCAAAAUAUAUUCUUUUCUAACCCAAAAAAAAAAAAAAAAAAAAAAAAAUUAAAGAAAACCACUCCCCAAAAAUCUGAAAGUUGACACAAAAAAUCAGACCUUUUCCCUUCAAACUCCUUCCCCAUUGAUGGAAAAAAUCAUCCAUCUUUCUUGAAACCAUUUGCUUCUCAAAUUGCAGCACUUGUCAAAAAAACCCAAUAAUCUCAAAAAAAAAAAAAAAAAAAAAAAAAAAAAUACCCCCACAAAAAGAAAAAGAAAAAAUGAAGAGAUAUCGUGAUAGAGAAAAAACCCAAAUCCAUGGCAAAGCUAAGAUUUGGGAAGAAGAAGAAGAAGAACAAGAUGCUGGUAUGGAUGAACUUUUAGCUGUUUUAGGCUAUAAAGUUAAAUCCUCAGAUAUGGCUGAAGUUGCAAACAAACUUGAACAGCUUGAAAUGGCUAUGGGUACAAAUAUGGAAGAUGGUAUAACUCAUCUUUCAACUGAUACAGUUCAUAAAAACCCAUCAGAUCUUUCUGGUUGGGUACAAAGCAUGUUGUCCGAGCUUAGUCACACUUCGAUUUCAACUAAUUUCGAGGAGAAUAACUUAAGUUUGUCAAAUGGAUCUACUUCUGCAACAAGAAUCAUAUCUGAUGAUGAUUUAAGAGCAAUUCCAGGUGGUGCUGUUUUCAACACCAACAUUCGCAAACUCAACGAACCAGAUUUAAUAUCAUCAGAGAGUACUAGUAACAGUAGUACUAAUAAACGGUUGAGAUCGAGUUUCUCUUCUUCGGGUUCAAUUACAGAUUCAUCAACAAGGCCUGUUGUACUUGUUGAUUCACAAGAAACUGGUGUUAGACUUGUACAUACUUUAAUGGCAUGUGCUGAAGCUGUGCAACAAGAGGAGUUUAAUGUAGCUGAUGCCCUCGUUCGACAUAUCGGAAUACUUGCGGUUUCCCAGUCCGGUGCUAUGAGAAAAGUUGCAACUUAUUUUGCAGAAGCGUUAGCUCGAAGGAUUUACAAAAUCUACCCACAAGAUUAUUCAAUUGAAUCAUCUUACACAGAUGUGUUGCAGAUGCACUUUUAUGAAACGUGCCCGUAUCUCAAAUUCGCUCAUUUUACAGCAAAUCAAGCGAUUCUUGAAGCUUUUACAAAUUGCAAUAAAGUUCAUGUUGUUGAUUUCAGUCUAAAACAGGGUAUGCAAUGGCCUGCUCUAAUUCAAGCUUUAGCUUUACGGCCUGGUGGGCCACCAGCAUUCCGGUUAACCGGAAUUGGCCCACCACAGCCUAAUAACACCGACGCGUUACAACAAGUUGGAUGGAAAUUAGCUCAAUUAGCUGAAACAAUCGGGGUGGAAUUUGAAUUUCGUGGAUUUGUAGCUAACUCAUUAGCAGAUCUAGAUGUUUCUAUUCUCGAUAUUCGGGAAACUGAGGCUGUGGCUGUUAACUCCGUGUUCGAGCUGCAUAGGUUGUUGUCUAAACCUGGGAUGAUUGAGAAAGUAUUGAAUCUUAUCAAGAAAAUGAAUCCCAAGAUCGUCACGAUAGUCGAGCAGGAAGCAAACCACAACGCGAGCGUGUUCCUGGACAGGUUUAACGAGGCUUUGCAUUAUUACUCAACCAUGUUCGACUCGUUGGAAAGUUCGGUAACUCUAACUCAGCCUGUUAACAAUCAAGAUUUGGUUAUGUCCGAGGUGUAUUUAGGGAGACAAAUAUGUAAUGUUGUGGCAUGUGAAGGUUCAGACCGAGUCGAACGACACGAGACACUGAGUCAAUGGCGAGUUCGUAUGAACUCAUCAGGGUUCGACCCGGUACAUCUCGGGUCGAACGCUUUUAAACAAGCGAGUAUGCUAUUAGCGUUAUUUGCUGGCGGUGACGGCUAUCGAGUGGAAGAAAAUGACGGUUGUUUGAUGCUCGGGUGGCAUACGCGCCCGUUAAUUGCCACGUCAGCUUGGCAACUCACGGCGGCGCGUGACGAGUGAUAGUGAGUCGGUUGCGUGGGUUGGGGUGGUGAUUGAGAGGUUGAAGGAACACCAAAUCAUGUCUUUUACUUUUUAACCCUUCUUUAUUUAUAAGUCAGCCUUUUUUUUUUUUUUAACUUUUUAACCACUCUAUAUUUUUGUUGUAGUUUUUUUCUUUUUUCUUUUUUCUUUUAUGGGUUGGUUUUUUUGGUUUCCCCAGUCAUCUGUAUGUCAAGGUGUAUCUAUGCUUGGCCGCAAUAAAGAAAGGCUAGAGAGUGAUUUGGUGUUGGGGAAAAACUUCGAUUUCAUUUUGGCUGAUUGGGAGUUGUGAAAUAAAUAAUUAUUUUCCAA